AUGUACAUACGAGGAAUUGAUGAGCCUCUCAUAUCCCGGAUAUUUUCCAUAACACUGACUGGAGCAGCGCAGGCAUGGUUUUCAACCCUUCCUGCUAACUCCAUCGGGUCAUUUGAAGAAUUCGGACAGAAGUUCCUUUUGAACUUUGCAACUAGCAAAAAGCAUCCAAAGUCUGAGUUCGCUCUCGGAAAGAUACGACAACAACUAGGAGAAACCCUCCAGAAAUAUCUUAAUCGGUUCAAGGAUGCUGCAUUGCAGGUCCCAGGGCUGCAAGAGAAUGUCCAUGUUCACCUCAUUGUGGCGGGUUUGGAUGGUGCAUCUAGACUAGCCAAGUCGGUCUAUAAAGACCCAGUAAGGACGUUGGAGGAAUUCAGAACUCGUUCGAAAAAAUAUCUCGAACUAGAGCAAAUGGAGAUUGCAAAUGCGCAGUUUGAUGAGGGCAAAAGGGGUAGCCCGAGAAGGAGGAGCCCGGCCCUAAAGGGAAAGGAACGAAUCGACAAUAAGAAGAAAGAUCAAUGCCCACGAAUCCCGGACAUGAGGGAUCACGUUAGGAGAUAUGACAAGUAUACACCUUUGAAUACGUCGCGCUCGCAAAUCUGGAGGGAAGUGGCACUCACAGAGAUGAAGAAGGUGGAGAGACCCCGGCCUAUAUUCGACAUAGGGAGUUUGGACAAGUCCAAAUAUUGUGCUUUCCAUGACGGACCGGGGCACACUACGGAUCAAUGCUGGGAUCUCCGAGAUGCGGUGGAGAAGUUUGUUCGAGAUGGAAGGCUACGUCAAUACGUGAUAAAAACCCAAGGUUCCAGAAAUAACAAAAGGAAGUUGGGAAAUAGGAAUUGGAGCAAAAGUCUCGUUCCUGAAAAGAAGAACAAACAGGAUAGGAAUCAGAAAAAUGAUCUCAACUAUGACGAAUUCCCAGAAGUGGAGUUUGAUUGUAAUGUAGUUAGUGGAGCCUUGGGGGGAGGAGGAGAUACUAUAAGUGCUAGAAGAAAAUACCUGAAAGAGGUACUCUCUAUUCGAGAUCGUCCCAAGUUCAAAGAAGACCUAACCAAGCCAGACCCUCCUCUUUUAUACUUUACCAAAGAGGACAUGCGCGGCGUGUUGCCGGGUCAUGUUGACGGACUGGUCAUUUGUGAGACCCUAGUGAAUUGCCGGGUUCGGAAGAUUUUCGUGGAUGCAGGGAGUUGUGCCGAUAUCAUACUCUGGGAUGCUUUUAAAAAGAUGAACUGGAUGAAGAGGACCUCAAACCUUGCAAAACGACGCUGGUAG
This is a messenger RNA of Gastrolobium bilobum, 1269 nucleotides long. RefSeq lists its product as uncharacterized. Lineage: Eukaryota; Viridiplantae; Streptophyta; Magnoliopsida; Fabales; Fabaceae. The record is from RefSeq and is a predicted model, not a curated record. The transcript has a single exon. Bases 1 to 1269 code for a protein of 422 amino acids.